GGCCCGCUCCCUAGGCCUGCCUAUUGGCCCCCCUUUAGCCCCGCCCCUCGUUCCGGGAGACCCUGAACCGAGUUCUGCGUUCCGCUUUGUGGUUGCCCGGCAACGCCUCCUGUCAGAAGGCCAGUCUGAGGAGGCGGCGGCAUUAGCGCCGCCAGCCCGCAGAGAGCGGCCUCUCUGUCCCCCUUAGUCAUGGCCUCGCUACGCACCGCUGAACCCGCACUGAAGAACUACUUCAAGGAGAACUACAUUCCCCAGAUCUGCGAGGCACUUUUGUGUGGUGUAAUUAUUACCCGUCCCAAGGAUCCACUGAGGUAUUUAGAGGAAAUGAUUAUGGUUAUCAUUGAAAAUGGCCUGGAAAGCCUUCUUUGGGAUAUGUGCAUUGAUCCAUCACUGAAACCAAAAAUUCGAAGAUUGUCUGAAACCUUCCUUGAGCAACUUUUUGGACUGGAUGAUCAGCUGAUGACUCCAGAAUUGAUGAUAAAGGCAUGCACUUUUUACACUGGAAAUUUGUUAAAGACCCAUUUUUGCGCAUGGAAAGACUUAGCAAUAACUCUUGUAAGUGAAGAAGACCUCCUGGCUGAAAAAAUUGAAAGAGCAGAAGCACAUUAUCAUUUCAGCCUUAAAAAAUCUUCAUUUCAUCAAUGGCAGGCUUAUGUAGAAAAGGCAAAGGGAAAACUUGAAGAUGCAUUAUUGGAUUUACAACACUUACUUCGUUACCACAAGCUAAAAUUUAUGCUAAGAAAAUGGAAGGAACAAGCAAGAAAACAACAUAAAAAGAGAGACGAUGAGCUGAUAUUAAAGCAUAAACUUCAAUUAAGAAAAUGGAAAAGCAAGUCAAAAAUGAAAACAUCUGAAGAAAGUGAAGAAAGUAUUUCUUUUGAGCAGAGUGUGUCUGAAGCCCACCUUGUCCAUGACGCUUCACAUUGUGACAUCUCACUAUUACCUGAAAAGGCAGUAUUACAGAUUUUCUUGUACCUCAAUUUGAGAGAUGUGUUGAUCUGUGGCCAGGUUAACCACUCCUGGAUGUCGAUGACACAGAUGAACUUGCUGUGGAACUCAAUUGAUUUUUCCACAGUGAAAAGCGUGAUUGCAGAUAAAUUUAUAGUGUCUACUCUGCAAAGGUGGCGUCUGAAUGUGCUGCGUUUGAAUUUUCGUGGUUGUGUUCUCCGAACAAAAACUUUGAAAUCUGUCAGUCACUGUAAAAACUUGCAAGAGCUGAAUGUCUCUGACUGUCCAACACUCACAGAUGAAUUAAUGAGGCACAUUUCCGAGGGCUGCCCCGGAAUCCUGUAUCUCAACCUGUCCAACACGACCAUCACCAACAGGACGAUGCGACUCCUGCCCAGGAACUUCCACAACUUACAGAACCUUAGCCUGGCUUACUGCCGAAAGUUCACGGACAAAGGUUUACAGUACCUGAACUUGGGGAAAGGAUGCCACAAGCUCAUCUACCUGGACCUUUCCGGCUGCACCCAGAUUUCAGUCCAAGGCUUCAGGAACAUUGCGAACAGCUGCUCGGGCAUCAUCCACCUGACCAUGAACGACAUGCCCACCCUCACGGACAAGUGUGUGCAAGCUUUAGUGGAGAAGUGCCAAAAUAUCACGUCGGUGGUUUUCAUUGGUUCACCGCAUAUCUCCGAUCGUGCUUUCAACGCUCUUUCUACGUGUAACCUUAAGAAAAUCCGAUUUGAAGGAAAUAAGAGAAUCACUGAUGCAUCUUUCAAAUUUAUAGACAAAAAGUAUCCAAAUAUCAAUCACAUUUACAUGGCCGACUGCAAGGGAAUAACAGAUGAUAGCCUCAAGUCACUAUCGCCUUUGAAGCAACUGACUGUGUUGAAUUUGGCAAACUGCGUAAGGAUUGGUGAUACAGGACUGAAGCACUUUCUUGAUGGUCCUUCGAGUAUCAGGAUAAGAGAGCUCAAUUUAAGUAACUGUGUGCACCUGAGCGACAUCUCUGUUUUGAGACUCUCAGAGCGCUGCCUGAAUUUAAACUACUUGAGUUUACGAAACUGUGAACAUGUGACUGACCAAGGAAUUGAAUUUAUUGUAAACCUCUUUUCUUUGGUAUCACUAGAUGUCUCUGGAACAGACAUUUCUAACGAGGGAUUGGUAUCACUUUCAAGACAUAAGAAACUGAAGGAACUGUCUUUAUCUGAGUGUUAUAAAAUCACCAAUCUUGGAAUUGUGGCGUUCUGCAAAAGCUCACUGACCCUGGAACUCCUGGACGUCUCUUACUGUCCCCAGCUGUCCAAUGAGAUAGUGAAAGCGCUGGCCAUUUACUGUGUCGGGCUCACAUCGCUCAGCAUCGCAGGCUGCCCACAGUUUACAGACUCAGCGAUAGAGAUGUUGUCAGCAAAGUGCCAUUAUCUGCACAUUUUGGACAUCUCUGGUUGUGUCCUGCUUACUAACCAGAUCCUCAAGGACCUCCGAAGGGGCUGCAAACAACUCCGGGUCCUGAAGAUGCAGUACUGCAGGCAGAUUUCCAUGGAGGCGGCGCUCAGGAUGUCGGCGGUGGUGCAGCAGCAGGAGCACAGCUCUGACGACCCCCCGCACUGGUUUGGCUACAACUGGGCAGGCAAAUCCCUGAAGGAACCGGAGGUCCCCAAGGCAGACAAGGAUGAGGACAGUUUCCCAGCAGAGGAAGAGUCUCCGGAGCCCAGUGAGAGUGAAGCAGAGUGACCUGCAGCCUCUGGAGGAGAAGCCAAGCGUCUGGAGCUCAGGGCCUUUCUCCCGGGAUGUAAGUAUUCUGAUCAGCUGAGUCCCACAGACAACUUGAACAAGCGGCGAGUCAUCUUCUGGUUCUUAUUCCGACUAUCCCUGUUCCAAAUACAUCCGUAUUUCUUCUGUCUACACCAUCACUGUUCUUGGACUUCGUUCCAUCAAACUGAUAGUAUUGAUAAGAUUCAACACAGAAAAUAACCUGAGAGAUGUGACUUUCAGAUGAGGAAUUUAGAAGUUUCUCUCUGGGCAGGAAAGUAGAGGCAACCUUACAAGUCAGGGUAAAAAUUGGAGCCAGGGAGCCGACUUUAGGGAUCAGUGAAACUUCCUGAUGAAAAGCACAGGUGUAGUUUUCACGGGAAAGGGGCUCGCUUAUGAUUUCCAGGCAUUUACACAAGACAACUGAAUGACCCUCAGUGCCAGAUUCCUUUCAACACUGAGGGGCCAAUGACAUAGAAACAGGAGCGGGCUGUGAGAAGGGUCUUGUCCUCCAGGCUGGCGCCUGGAGGACGCUGUAGCCCACACUAUGCCCAGAGAUGUUCCCUGGCUUUUAUGCUAGGUGUGGGCUGUUGGUGGGGUGUCUAGAUGGCAUUUUAAGCCUUCCUCCAGGGAUCUGAACCUUCACUUGGUGUCACAUAACACUGAUGUUGGCUGAGUCCGAGAGGACACACAGCCUCACCCUGACCCCACACACAAGCGGUCGGACCCGGACGGUCUUCCACAUUUCCCGUUUGCUCGGCUACCGCAUCUCUCCGUGGAGUCCACUCCCUGCCUUUUCUACACUAUGAGUUUGAAAUAAAGAUACAAGUUUAAGACAAAUGACAUGAAAGUUACCUUGAAAAGUGUUUGAAGGCUACACAAAGUAUUAGAAUAAGGUAUUCUGUGUUGCCUUAGAAACUUUUUAACAAUACCCCCUUUUAGAAAGGCUUUUUAAAAUAAGCAGUGCAGAGAGCUUCCUGGGAGCUAAAUAGGAAAUUAAGACCUGAGCCAAGAAACUUAAGACAACACUAGUGAGAGUUUUAACUAAAUUUGGAGAUUUCUUUUUUUUUUUUUCAUUUUUAUCGGUACCAGGGAUCGAAUUCACGACUGCCUGCUUGCAAGGCAGGUGCUUAUGCCGCUGAGCUAAAUCCCCAGCCCCAAAUUUGGAGAUUUCUGUCAGCUGCAUAGGUGUUGGCUUCCCAAGGCUGCGCCAAGUAUGUAGUGCACACGCGCAGGAGGGACCCAUAAAGGACACGUGCUUUCUAACACAGGCACCUGUGCGGGGAGGGCCAGGCUGCGGGCAAGGCGACAGAGGGUGGGCCUAUGGUGAAAACCUUUGAAAAACAUCCUUUAAACCAUAGGAGACCUGGUCACGCGACCUGGGGAGACAAACUCCAGAAGCAAAGAAAUGCACAAAGAAGGGGUAGGAAUCAGAAAAGAGAGCCAUGCGGGGCAGCGUGGGCACAGGUCCGCUGACCGCUUCGGGCGGAGCCGCCCUGUACCUGGGCCGUUCUGGCUGUUGUUGGCUGCUUCCAUAUUUUCAGUCAUGAAAGUGUCUACGUAACUGCAGGAGGGUGAAAAUGCAAGGUAGAAACUGCCUUCAGCCUCCCACUUCCCUUAAGAGUUCAACACAUACCCCGAGCUGCACCUAAUAUGCCUGUGAUACAGGGGAAGGAAACUCCUGACCUAUUAGGUGUCCCAUACAAUUUCGUGUUCUCUAAAAUCAAAGAAUGAAUUUUAGGAACAACGGAGGUUAAGAGCAGAGUACGUUUACUGAGAGAAAGAAGGCUCCUUGGAGGGACAGAAGGGUGCAACCAGUGUGGGGUCCACGGUGGACAUGAGGUGGGACAGAGCUAUGGGCACCCAGUAAGAUUAACUGCUCAGGUAAAACUGAUUAAAUUGGGGACAAGUGGGGAAGCGAGUCUCAUAGCAGGCAGGCACCCUUAAAGAGCAGUGACUCCUCCCGUAGCAGGUCGGGAUGGUGACUCCUGGCUUCCUCAGGGUUAUACAGACCUAUUUAGAAUAUCAAUUCCUGAUUCUUACCCUUAUGGUUAAGGUUAGGGUAUGCAAGAGCAUUUGAUUGAGGUCUGGCCCACAGGGGAGGUGGAGUCUGUGUCCCCUACAGUUAGAAGGUGUCUGGUCUUCUGCACUGGCUCCUGAGGGCUCAGCCCUGUCUGACUGCCCAGGAUAUUUCUGUCUAACUCAGCUGCCUGUGACACAGCAUAUGUGUAUCUUUCAAGCUCGUGCAAAUUCUGAUUUCCACAAAGCUCUCUUCCUUCUUCCUCCCUCCCUCUCACCUUGUCUGUCUGUCUGUCUCUUUUUUCCAGACAGGGUAUUGCUAGGUAGUCCAGGCUUUGAACUCACAAUGUGGAUGUAUCUCAGGCUGGCCUCAAACAUUCAGAGACCUUUCUGCCUCAGCUUCCCAACUGCUGCGAUUAUGGGUUUCACCACCGUGCCCAGAUUUUUAUUAAAUAAGAGGUUAGAAACAGAACUGUAAAAAAGUAGACUAUAAACAAAAAAAGCAGCUAUUAUAAAUCACAGUAUUUGGAAAGGUUUAUUAAAAGUUAGUAUUUAAGAGCUGACAUAUUCUAAUCAUAAAAAUAAAUUCAGAAGGUAGGUCUAUUCAGUAUUGUAUCGUUAAAAUAUUUCAGGAGCUGAAAAACUUUGAAAUCCAAUGCUUAUCGCACACCAUUAUGAAAGUGAAAAGUCUAUCUUUAUACACCUGGGAAUAAAACAACUGCACGUUUCUUCCCCCUCACAAGAUACAUCCUAAUUACACAAAAGAUAUUAGCAGUCAGUAGCAGCUGCCCCCUUUUCUCAGUGUUUUAGUCACCAUUUCUAUUUGUGAUGAUGCCGGAAGAGGUAGCAGGUAGACAAGGCAAGGACACACAGCCGCCCAGCUCACUGCCCUGCGGGCCCCGCCCUGGUGUCCGGCUUCCCUCAAGGGGAGGGCGGGGUACAGCUGGGAAGACACCCCAUCUCCCCACGGCACCUCAUCAGGGCAAGACGGGUUUUUCCUGGAGGGGUCUGGCCCGAUCAGGUGAGUGUGUCAAAGCACAAAUCCCCCCAGCUUUUGAGGAAGGCUCAGUUAUCCCUGCUGGCUUGAGACGGAGGGUCACACGGGAAGGGCUCAGCCGGCAAGCCGGGUGUUUCCAUCACAAGGUCCUAAGCUGGACCCUGUGAUUUUGCUGUGAGUGAACCUGGAAGCAGAUUUCUUCCCAGAGCCUCCAGGGAAGCAGGCCAGACCUGACUCCACCCUGUUACCCAGAGCAGAGAACCCCAAACUGCGGGCCCUUAACCUGCACAAGGGUGACCUGCUAAGGGAGUAUGUGUUUUCACCACUAAAUCUGGGGUACAGGUGUCUCUUUCUUAACCAAGGUUUUGCCUUCCCUGGUAUCAGUUACCUGCGGCUGAUGAAAGUUCCAGAAAUAACCAACUUAUGAGUUUCAAACUGUGUGCAGCACAGCACAACCAGGCUUGGGUGCGAGUAGCAGUCAUCUUGCUAACCCUCGGAGCACACAGUAGUGACCCUGGAUUCAGAGGCGCCAACAGGAACGCUCUGAUGUGGCAGGGAGAGAGUUCUCUCUCAGUACAGAAAGAGACAACAUCGCUCGCUGGUGUGGCUCUGAUCCGUGAGGCGGAUGAAUGCUGUAACUGUGAAACUGUGAAGGAAAGGCAAUGUGCGCUGCUUUUCUCACCACGCUUUAAUCUGCAGAAGUGCACAAGUGCUAACCGGAGUGGAAAGACACUUGCGUUUGUUUACAGGGUUCAGCGCCGUCUACGGAUCCAGGCACCCGCUGGAGUCUUGGAACAUCCCCCAGGAAGGGGGCGCUACUGUAAUUUGUUACAGAGCAACAGGAAACGAAUAGGAGAGCUAAGUUCGUAUUUGCAAAAGCCCGCCUCGCGGUGCGCCUGAAUCCAUGUCCAGUGUUGGUUUUGGUAUUUAUGUACCGCUGGCCGGUCCGCGCUUUGGUAGUCGCAUUUCCACUAAGCACUGUUACAAAGCACACACAGCAUAAACCCUUCUUAGUCCUGCCGUUUCAGGGACUGAAACCAGGUUUGGCUUCUAAUGUUUACAGUGCCUUCUGGGGCCGCAGCAUGAAUCCAGUUUUCCUGUUCCUUUGCUGGAUUCAUGAAUCCUGGAAAACAAAAUUGCAUGAAGUUAGACCUUAGUGGAUAAGAGCGAUCCCUGACUGCAGAUCUACCAACACUCUCAUUUUUGUAAAACUCAGAAAGAGCCUAGAACGCCAAAACCCUCAGUAAAGAUGGUUUCAGUUAAGAAAGCGCUGCCAAGAGCAUUGUGGACUUGUUUCUCUCCUUUCCUCUUCCCAGGGUUACUCUGUCCCGUGUUGGCAUCAUUUUUCCACGUAGGUUUCAGAAGAGAGCUUUAUUAAAGUACAAUGGACAAAAUCAAGGACAAGUAUUUGAAGCACGGAGUGCAGUCAGUUUUGGCAUGUGUAAAAAUCUACACAGCCACCUGCGCGGUCAGCACCAAGAGCAUAUCCGUGAUCCCCAUGCCUGGCCUGUGGCUCUGCCAUCGCUGGGACCUGGGAUGGGCCCCAAGAUGGGCCCAAAGGCUCAGUUCCCAGCGGGGCACCACGGGAGGAAGCAGGGCCUUUCCUUUAGCGAUUAUUUUAAAUCGGUCCAUGUUCACAGUACACCACGCUGGCGUUCCUUGUGUGCGGUACAGGUACAGAGCUCACCUGAGUUCCUUUUCCUCCCCCUUCCUGCGCUCCCUCCCCUGAUUCCCUUCCCUUCUGAGGAAGGUUUGUCUCCUUACUUCCUGUCAUCCCCCUCCACCCGCUCUUUAUUUAUACUUUGGGUUCCUCAAAUAAGAGAAACUGCAGGACUUAAGCUCUGGUUCUAAUUUAGUUCACGUAACAUCCCUCAAGUGCAUCCCUCUUCCUACAGAUGACUCAGCUUUAUCUGUGCGGCACAGCCGUACCUCACUGUGUGGAAAUACUACAUUUUUAUGCAUUCAUAGCAGAUAGACACAUAGGCUGGCCCUAAGGCUUAGUUGUUAUGAAUUGUGAUGCUAUAAUAGGAAAACAUUUUUUGCCAGCUACCCCUCAGCAGACAACUAACAACAGAAUAAAUAUGAAUUCAGAAUACAGAUCAAUAAGUUCAAAAUACAAAUUCAAUGAGACCCAUUAAAAAUGGGCAAAUGAAAUGAAUAGACACUUCACAGAAGUCAAAUAGCCAAAAAAUACACGAAAAAAGGUUGGACACUGCUGGUCUUUAGAGAAAUGCAAAUUAAAACAACACCCAGAUUCCAUCCCACUCCAGAAAGAAUGGCUAUCUUCAAGAAAUCAACCAAUAACAAAUACUGGAGAGGCUGUGGGAAAAAAGGAACCUUUUUCACUGUUGCUGGGAAUGGAUAUGAGUGCACCCUCUAAGGAAUUCAGUAUGGAGAGUCCUCAAAAAACUAAAACCAGAAACACCAUCAGCCCAGCCACUCCCCUGUGUGCUCCCGGAGAGGGCUGCAGUAGUACAGAGAUCCACGGAGGUCCUGGGGUCUCUGGGGCUGUGCCCUUUCGGGGACAGGGUGGCCCUGGAACUCCUCAGUCUCUUUCCCACUUUGGGCCACUCCCUCCCAUGCUGUGCUGCUUGUCCUAAGCCCAAAGCCUACUGGGCCAGUAGAUCACGGUCAGAAGCUGUGGGCCGAACAAACCUUGGCUCUUGACGAGCUGAGCCCUUCUGGUGCUGACUGAUCCCCUCUCCCCUCCUCAACCCAUCCCCAUGAGCACUGAUCCCCAGUUCAUCCUCUGUGGCCUAUCACAUCUCCUAAUGUUUUAUAUAAGUGAGGUCACACCACAUGUAAUAAAAUCCAUCAUCUCUCAGCACAGUUAUUUUGGUCCCCGCUGUCCCCCCUAGCAGGCAGGUUCCUGACUGGCUUGCUGAGCUGUAUCUCCUUAGAACCCUGUGCCGCCCCUCGAGCCCCCUGCCUGGACACUCUCAUAAGACAAGCAGGGCCUCAGUUCUUACUGGAGGUAACCGCAGAGUCCCUCACUGGUGGCUCCCUGCGCUCUAGCCAAGUCACAGGAAACUGCUAGCCAGCGCACUGCUGUGAUUAGGCAUCAGCACGCACCCUGCUGGGCCAGCACACGGAUCAAAGGAUCUCCUUCUGCAGGCUGCCGUGUUCUCCUUCGUGAUACGGGAAGAUCCUCUCGCAUGAGGGAAAGGUGCUCUGUGCCGCCCUGGGACCCGUGUCCCGCGCUCUUCCCGCACAUCCUCUGAACUCUCCUUCUUCCUUCACUCCAACCCCACCCGGUCCUGGGGCUCACGCACCGCUGCCAGGGUCAGCGCCUCCCUCUGCAAUCUUCCCAUCUGCUUCUCUCGCUGCGCUUUCCAUAGGAUCUCGACUCUACUCCUCGUUUGCGUUGCUGGACUGGUUAACGCACCCUUACUUUGUUUAGUAAAGCUCGGUGUUGGAAGCUUCCCUUUUCUCCUCCAGCCAUCCAUCAACCGACCUUGUCAGUUUGCAGGGUGGGGAGCUGAGACGGGUCUCGCUGUGAGUUCAGGCUACCUUUGAGCUCCAUGUAUUCAGGCUGGCCUCGAACCCAUGACAAAGCUCCUGCCUCAGCCUCCCCAGUGCUGGGCUUACAGACCUGUACCACCACACUGGCCUGGGAAUCAUUUUUAUUGAGAGAAGACUAGGGUUAGUGAUUAUAAAAUUAAAAUAUUUGGCUAUGGAAUUGUAUGUGUUAGGGGUUUCAUUUAGGAGAUGUAUGUUUUUAAAAUGAUUAAAAACCCAGAUACAUUGUUAUGAAUUGAAGCCCAGCUUAUGAGCUUUAGCAAUUUAGCAAAACUGUGAGUUUUACUUUGUGGGUGGGUGCCAAAUACUUUUGCGUUCCUGUAAAUCGUAAGCUUUAUUCAAGGAUGCAGUGAAGCUACAUGAAAACAGUUUCAGCCUUUCCUCUCGUGCCUUGUGAUAACCUGUCACCGUUCUGGAGUGGUCUUACGUCCCGGGCCAUUGGCUGCCACUUCUGAGGGUUUGUCUCCAGGCCAAUGAGCGGAAUGGCUGCUAUUCCUAAAUCUGCACCAGCAAUGCGCUCUGUCCCUUGUCCUCUUAUCUGGAGCUGUCUUGGGCUCUGUGGACUCCAUCAUCUCUGUCUCCAUCUCCUUCAUCUCCAUCAUCUCCUCCUUUUCUAGCUCCAUCUCCUCCAGACAGGGUCUGCCAGGAACAGCUCCUUGUCCCUGGACCUCAUCCUGGUGGCUCCCUCAAGGCAAUAAGCAGGACUCAUCUCAUUUGAUUCUCAUCUGUCUGUGACCACCUUCUUUCACCUGACGUCUAGUGGCUUCAAAACUGUUUCAUACAUCUUAUCUGUGUGACAGAUGACUCGCUGUCAGUCUUCCGGGUGAGAGGGUAACAAUCCCUUUAACUCCAUCCUGCCCGAACGGCGGGUGUUCUGCUCUUUCUCCUUCUCAUUUCUUUUUUGACCUAUUAUUUGGAAAUAAUUAGACUCACAAGCAACUGCACACAUAGCACAGAGUGGGCCUGUACACUCCCCGCCCUGAUGUAGGACCCGCACGAGGGGAAGAGGCGCGGGGUCCUCAGAUUUGAGCCGUGCCAUGCCGCCCUCCCUUGCCGCGGAGGUACAGGACGUGCCCUCCCUCUCCCCCUGCCCUCAUUAGGAGCGGGGCACCCUCGCCCCAGGUGUGAUGCCAGGGCUCCUCUUACUCCAUAUCCUCCAGGGAGGAAGUCUCCUGAGACUUGGGGGGAAGUCUCAACAAACACCACCCCGGUGCCCAGUGGGAAACAGCAGACCUGCCCAACCCAGCGAUGCCUGUAAGGGCCGCGCCCGCUCUGCAGUCACAGGGCCCAGCUGACGGUCUCUGGAGGGCAGCGUCCCCCUCAGGACUCUCCCCCCAGGCCGAGGCCCCUUCCUCUCUCUCUCUUCCUUCUCAGUGGAAGCUUCUGUCUGUAAAUUUGUGCUGCUGCUUCCCCUUUCAUUUCCAUUCUCACCAAAACAAGUUCCUCCGCACAUCCAGCAUCCACCUGGUCCCCAGGGGUGGCAUCCGCGGAACCAGGAGGCUGGUGGCCAAGUUCAGUGCCUCAGACUGCAGACCCCACUUGGCAUUCUGCACUUUUGCUGCAUGAGCUCGUUUCCUUUGGCAAGCCUUUGUGCCUACUUUCAUAAUACUUCAGUAUCUGUAUGGAUCAUACAACCACUGUCUGUGUGUCAUGCCGCUGGGAGCCAUGUGGCAUCCCUUAAAGCCCCACCCUCUUCUCCUCACUCCUUCACUCUGGCAACCACGCCUUGGAUCUCCAUUCCUGUAAUUUUGUCUUUUUCAAGACUGUUAUACAAAUAGAACUCUCUUAACAUUUGGAUAUUGGCUUUUUUCACUCUAAAUUACCCAUAAUACUCCAAGGAUCUUGUAACAGAAAAAUGAGGAAACAAAAAUGCCAUAAAAGCACAGAUGAUCUGAAGACAGUUCCUGCCUUGACCCUCUGUGAAAGCAUUUUCAAGCAGAUGUAAGCCUCGGAGCAUCCUUGACUGGCUGAAUUUCUCCCUGGGUCCUGAAGCCCAUGCACAUGCCCGACACGUGUGCUGCAAGGCUGGACAAUGCAAAACUUUUGGUGCGUUUUGUUUCUAAGUCAUAUCCAAAGGCUGUGUUUUUCUGCCAUUUGCAGAGAAAAUGCUAUUCUUGGAUUUUAAAAGCAGCGUCCUAUAGCCAUGGUCCUAUUUUAACCUCUUUUCCAACCUAUGAAUCAGUUUCCAUUAUAAACCACAAUACCGUGACACGUACCACUCUCUGGCCUGAAGAUGAGCUGAGAACUCUCUUCUAAUUUGGUUUAGUUUGAUUCCAAGUGAAUCUGUCUUUCAUACCACAGGUCCCAGCACAGGGUCCGUCACAAGGACCAGUGGGGUCCUGGGCUGCAUGGCAGGUGAGGGGCAGCUGCUGGGAAGGAAGCUGAGCUCGGCCCCUGUCAGGAGGAUAUAGCGUUGGCCUCACAGGAGCUCAGACCCUGCAGGGGCCUGCACGGCGAUCGAGGCUGCCCACUCCUCAAGAGAAUCAAUGGCCGACCAUCUGAGGCAGAGCCGAGGCAGGGACACUAGCUCUGGGGAACAUAAUUAUUAUGCAUCAGAAACCCACUAAUGAGACAUCCUAAUAAAAAACAGAAACAGAAAAAAAUUAAUUUUUUCCCUAUCCAUGGAAAAACUCUUUCUUGAAAACUUUUCUUGGUGUCACUAAGAUUGGGGGCCACUGUUAUACACAUUUUAUGCUUCCCAUUUGAUGAAAAUGAAGUGGCCCAACUCUACACUGAUAAACGCUAGACCUUGACUUCACGCUUCACCUCUAACUUUCUUCAAACAGCUAAUUGUGACAUCCUGACACAAAAGGACCUCGUACUGCAGUACUGCAUGCAUUUCUGGGCUUGGAGAGUGGCUGGACAUAUCACAAUCAGGUUUCAUGUCUAUGUGAUGAGCCAAGCCUAAAACCUGAUACAGAGAAGUCACCUUAUUUUUUUUUUUUUUUUUGUGGUACUGGGGAUCGAACUCAUGACCUCACACUUACCAGGCAGGUGCUAAUGCCACUGAGCUAAAUCCCCAGCCCUGAGAAGUCACCUUAUUAAAAAACAAAGUUACCUAGGCUACUCACAACGCAUUGAACUCGCCACACGAGAAUGGAACGCAAAACUGGUCGACUCCCUAAUGCUCAGAGAACGCACCCGGAGAACAUACACUGUGGCUUUCACAGGCAAACAGCUCAGCGCGAGAGGAUCCAGGCCUGCCUUUGACCUCAGCACGGAGUACAACGCUUGUAACUCACUAAGGAUGACACAGCGGAGCUGUUCAUCAGUAACGGCAAGAGCAAGGCAAGGUGCAGGACAGGAAUGCAAGUAAAAUUACAGGGUGACGCGUCGCAAUGCCGUGGGGCGCCUGAGCCGGAGGGACCCGUCCGGGGGAGUCACGCUGCAGAUGAGGCAGCAGCCAGGCCUGCAGGAGGAGGGAGGACUGCUGUGGGCCGCCUCGCAGGCUCUGUGUGCAAGGCCCGCGUUUCGCUGAGCUCAGCUCUUACGACGACAACUCACUCCCACAGCUGCUCAUUAUUUCCAAAAUUAGGCUUCAGACUGGAAAUUUCCACCGCGGGAAAAGCCCAGCAAUCUGCUCUUCAUUGCUAAAUCCCUUACUUCAUCCACUUGGUAAAUAAGGCCCGUGGACUUUUGGGGAACCCAACAGUUCAGGACUCAAAAUGCGAGUUUCUGUCAAACCCGAUCACGUCUUCGUGCAGCUCUUUCCCCCGCAGGCCUUCAGUGGAUUUGGACACCCGAGACCCCACAUCGAUCAGCUGUGGCCCUGGUCUGAGGACGCCCUCUGCGGCUCUACGGGAGUCACUUCUGGGACAUCCUAGGGCCUCGCACCCUGAGCAGGAAAUCAAGUCUGCCUUCUCUCUCAGGGGUUGCAGUGUCACAUGUAGAGAGCCCAAGCUGCGCAGCUUGGGAGUGCCCAGUGGGGCGUGCACCGUGCUGUGCCAUGCAGACACCUUUGUCACCAGACUCAUCCCUCUGGACUGCAUGCAGGGCACUGUACGUCUUCCCGGAGCAGCGAUGAAGCUGCUCAGAAAGGACAGGGACCAUGCUUCAUGGUACCUCUGCCCUCCCAGCUCUUAGUAGUGCUUGACUCCAUAAAUGUUUGUUGGGUGACUAAGAGAAAGAGGGAAGACAGGAGAAGAGGCAGUACACUGGGGAAUCUAUGUAUUAAGUUGGAGGUGGGACAGGUUCGUUGCAGUGCAACAGGCAAGAGCAAUAAGGUGAUCAGGUCUGCAGGUACAGAUCUGGAGGUACAGGCAUGGACCGACGGCUGAAGUCACAAGAGCAUGGGUUUAAAAUUAAAUGGAAAUCAUGAAAAUACAACAAAAUAGCUUUGAUGUAUAAUUCAGACACGCUUACUGAGGGAAACAAUCUGACUGUUAUCAUCAGCACAGUUCUGCUCAGGUCUGAUUACUGUGUAGAUCACUGGGUCUGAAAAUAAUGCACUGGACUGGCUUUCUCUCAAACUCCUGCAGGUCACCACAACAUGAAUCCCAUCACUCUGGACAUACUCAGGCGUGCAUCAGAUGUGCAGGGUGGAACAGCGCCCAUCAAUUAGGCCCUGAUCCAGAUCAGUGUCAGCUUUAUGGCUGCCGUAUGGUUUAUUAACCGCCUACAACUUUUUCUCAGUGCCUGUUAACUUUACCGAAUGUUAGGUCUCAAUGCAAAUACUUCGGUCACAGCCAUUCCCUUGCCUAUUCCCUUCCUCCUCUUUUAACAGCCUCCUUCGACUUUCAUGCAUUGUUUUGGACUCCACAUAUUAAGGAGAACACGUGAUACUCCUCUUUCUGAGCCUGGUUUAUUUCAUUUAGCAUGAAGAUCACUAGUUUCAUCAUUUUCCUGGAAGUGACAAGUGUCCUUCUUUACGGCUGAGCAAUACUCACUGGAUGUAAACACACGCACCUCCCGUCACCACCUAGAUGAGGCGAGCAGCUAGACCAGCUCCGUAUCGUGACUCCUGUGAGUUGGCCCACAACAGACGUGGGAGUGCAGGUCCCUAAGGACGCUGACCUCAGUCCCCGCAGGUAUCCACCGAGGAGCGGCAGAGCUGGAUCAGAGGUAGUUCUGUUUCUAACUGCUUGCGGGACCUCCGUACUGACCCCCACCCUGGGCUGUCUGGACGUGCGCUGUCCCCGGCGGUGUGGACGGCUUCCUGCCGCCCCACUCCCUGCACAUGGCAAGCACUGAUUGUUUUUUCUAUUCGUGAUGACAUUUUGUUUCAGUCAUCUAACGGACAAAAUGAAAUCUCCAUAGAAUUUUGACUUGUAUUUUCUUAAAGGAUAAAGACACUUGUUUCCUACACUUACUGAUCAUUUGUGCUUCCUUUGAGAACUGUUUGCUCAGUAUUUUGCCUGUUUAUUGAUUAAGGUAUUUGAUUUUUUGGUGUCAUUUUAGAUCUAAUCCUUUGUCAGAAGAGUGGCUGGCAAGGAUUUUUCUUCAAUUCUACUGGCUGCUCACUCUGUUAGUUGUUUCCUUUGCUGUCUAGAAAUUAUUUUAUUUGAUGCAGACCCAGUGGAUGCUUGUUGUUAUUUUCUGUGCAAUUGGAGACUCUUCAGCAAGUCUCUGCCUCUGCCAAGGGCUUCAAGUAAUUCCCUGUAUAUUCGUCUAGCACUUUCAAAACUUUCCAGUGUUAUACACCAGCUCUUUGAUCCAUUUUAAGUUGAUUUCUGUACAGAGUACAAGGUAGGGAAUCUAGUUUCAGUUUUCUAGAGAUAGCUUCCCAGCACCAUUUGUUAAAGAGGCUGCCUUUCCUCCCAUGUAAUUUUUGGCUUCUCUGUCAAGAACCAGAGGGCUAGAGUGCUGUGGGUCUCUUUCUGUGUGCUCUAUUCUACUCCUUGGUCUAUGUGUCUAAUUUUGGGCCAGUACUAUGCUGUUAUGGUUUUGUAGUAUAUUUGAAAUUGCAUAUUAUGAUAUCGCUAGACUUGUUAUUUUGCUUAGGAUUGUUUUAGCUAUUCUGGAAUUUUUGUGUUUUUAUAAGAGUUUUAGGAUUUUUUUCUAGUUUUGUGAAGAAUGUCAUUGGAAUUUUGAUAAGAAUUGCAUGGAAUCUGCAGAUUUCUUUUGGUAACAUGACCAUUUUCACAAUAUUAAAUUCUGCUGAUCCCUGAACAUGGGUGGUCUUUCCAUCUUCUAGUGUCUGCGUGCACUUCUCUCUUCAGUGUUCUGAAACUUCUAGUGUAGAGGUCUUUCAUUUCCUUGGUCAGGUCGAUCCACAGCUAUGUUGUGUGUGUGUGUGUGUGUGAAACUACUGUGAGUGAUAUUAUUUUCCUGAUUUUUCAGCUAGUUCAAUAUUAGUACAUAGACAAGCAGUGUUUUUUUAAUGUUGAUUUUAUAUCCUACAGCCUGUGAUUUCUAACAGAUUGCGUUCUUAACUUUCAUGACAUUCAAACAUUUAAAACUGAAACUUGAUCUUAUGAACUCAUCUUACACGCACGCACACACACACACACACACACACACAUACACACACACAAUGCACACAGUCUUCUUCUAAUCAGUAUCGCAUGGUUAAGCUGGUCACAUUUACCCUUAUUCUUGAUUUAAUGUCUUUCUUUCUUUCUUCUUCUUCCUUUUUUUUUUUUUGAGACAGGGUUUCACUAUGAAGUUCAGGCUGGCCCUGAACUCUCUUUGUAGUGCAGGCUGGCCUUGAAUUUAUGGUGAUCUUCCUGCCUCAGCCUACAGAGUGCUGGCUGUGCACCACCACACCCAGUUUACAUGGUUUAAUUUCAGGGUCCUUCUCAAUACCAUUAUGGCAGAAUUUAAGGGAAAAAUUUACCAAAAUGCAGUUUUGUAACUUAAAAGAGUAGACAUUUAUAAAAAAUAGCAUGAGGCUAUGAAUCCAACUGCAUGCAGUGAGGAAGGUACAAAAACGACACAUUUGUGGGACCAAAACUUGCUGAAUGGAAAGAGGAUUACAGUGUGUAUCUAAAACUAAAUUCCUACUUAACCACGCAAAGUCAGCUUUAAAUCUUACGUUCCCUGUAUUCAGCUGAUUUUUAAGGUCAAGAAUUAGAAAACUGUUCCCGAAAAUGUUUUAAAUUAUCCAAGGAAAAAAAUAAUGAGUGUUCCUAAGCAAUUUAAUGAGGUCUUUUCAGACCAAGUAUCAGCAUUAUGUUUUGAUAAGCAAAUGGGAAAGAUACCGCCAGAUACUGGAAAGUGACAAUGGAGGAGGAGGAAAGCGCCACACCGCAGCCCGCGACGGCGCACUCCGCUUAGGACGGCAGCUGUCCCUCACGAGGCAGCGUGCGCCUCCUUACCCGUCACCCUGACGCCGGCACACUGCUGCUCCUCAGUCAUUUCCUGAAUGGGGACGUCAGGGCUCACGUCCACCUCUUUCCCUGAAAGCUGUACACAUGCUUGAAGAGAAGGUGGCACCUUGACUGUCACAGAGCCUGGAAUCAAUUUAAAACACUUUGUUAAUGCGUAGAAACCAAAGCACCAGACUCUGUGUCAAAUCUAAUCACAAAGGGCAGUGCUGUUCCUGCCGCACUGUGCCCUUCCACAAAGGUAUUUACAGGGCCUUUCCCUAGUCCCAGCAGGCCGGUUUCCUACCCUGACGGCAUCCACAGUGACUUCUGUCACGUAGACGGGGCCACGGGACACUGAACCACCAGCUCUUUUCCGUCUAUGUCCUUACCCUCUCCCACACCACACAGCGGAGCAGUUUCCCGCAUAGGCAGCAUACACAUCGGACUUCCUUUAACUCACUAUUUACUAAAUGCGAGCCACUUACUUACUCUCCAUAUCAAUUUUAUGGGGUAGAACUGCAACCCCUUGCCAUGAAAUCUGAACCCUAUCUCUGUGGACAAACCCACGCAAGGUGACACCCAUCUGAACGCUGUAGAUUCUUUUCAGAAUGCAUUUAUUUAUGGCUCAUAGUUGUGCUUUUAAUCUGCUCAACAUAGCUGAAAGUGCCUUAGUUUUAUAUCUUCUCUGUCCUGCCAAAUGAAGCUGAAAGCUUAGGAUACAACUGAUAAACUCUCAUAUUUACUCCUUAGAAAAUGUGAUGACUAAAGCUUUUGAUUAUCCAGAUGGCCCCCAUGGCUCAAAUGUGAGCACGUGCAGAACAGUUCCCCUAACAACGGAUACAAGGGCUUAAGCUAAAAACAAAGCAUCCACGGAAAGUUUCAGGAUGAAUAGAAGAUACAUAUUUACUCACCGAAAUGCUUUUAAAGGUAUAAAACAAGGAUUUAAAAGAAAAUUUUUUUGUAGGAUUUCAUAUCCGUAUACCAAACAUGGUAACUUUAUGUAUACCUUUUUCUGUUCUUAAAUGAACAACAUGAUCUUAAAUCUGUGAGAUCUUUAAAAACUUUAAGCCAUGCAAACAGUUCUAUGCUCGUCCUCUUCCACUUCUUUAAAAACAAAAACCACCACCGCCAUACCUGGCUCUGUUUGUGACUGAAGACUUCUCCUGCCCUGAAAGCCUCCCCAAUGUCCCAUCUUAACCUGUUUUUUUAAGAAAGAAACGCCCUCGUUAUGCCAUGAACCUACUCUCAACUUCAUAAACUUCCAUGCAGUUACUGACAUCAACGUGGGCCUCUUAAAAACCCAAAUACAAAGUAACAGCACCACUUACUGUGGGCCUACUAAUCUGAAGGUAAUCGACUUUCCCGGGGACAGCGUGGUUGGUGGGAAAGCUGAUAGCCUGAGCGGACUCCCGCGCCCCACACAGCUUUUCUGCAUGAGUAAAGCCUGACAUAUACAUUUCUACAAGAAAGAAAUCAAGUGGCUAAAUGGUGAAGGCCUACGAGACUCCAGCCACGGGUGCUCAAUCCUGCAGCAAUGCAGUGGCAGAACUAGAGUGGAUUCCAGACAUCUUCAUAACCGUUAGCAACAGAACCCUGAAUAACUGUCCAUUUCCUCAGAAGUCACUGCUCCCGAGCCUAGUGAGAACUCAGACACGGGAGCUAAGGUGGAAAGCUCUGUUUCCCAGUAACGGUAAGCUGCCAGUAACAUGGUCCUCAUAGGAGAAAACACACGACUGUAAUAUUUAUCAAACUUCGCAACAUUGUUUGUUAUUUCAAUAGUUUCUAGAAUAAUGUUCUGACUAGUGGGCAAAAUAUUUUAAAUAGAUGAUGAAAAGUAAUAGCCUUCAAAGAUACUGAGUUUUUUGUUUUGUUUUACUUAUUUGCCCACAACACACAAAAAAAUCUUUCAUAUAAGAGCUACAUAUGCAAAGCUUUUUUACUCCGUUAGUAAUGCUUUUCUCCUUGGGUUUUCAUAAUAGAAUACAAUCAUUAUGACUUAUAUGGCAUUCAGAUUCACCCUGACAGUAUUAUUGAAGCUCCUAUUUAAUGAGGACGCGACAAUCUCCCACCUUAGCACAUUCGAGGCAGCAGUCACUUCAGUCUCAGAUCUCUGCGUUUGUACUUCUGCUUUCAACACAAUGACAGGAGAAGUAACAGCUACUGAGUGAGCUCCGGUGAGAACCUGGUAGUGACAGGAGCUUCCCGGCUCUGUAAGGAAGUGUUUGCCUUUUCUACAGAUAUCCUUGUUCUGGCCAACAUACAAGAGCUUUGAGCUUCUUAAAUUUCUAUGUUUAGAUUUUUAACACAGAGCUGCAGUUCUUAACUUUCUGCACCCAAGCCGCUUCAGCACUCUGGCCAAACUACUCUGCCCGUGUCACACGUUGCCACGCACACGUGUGUGCAUAUGGCCCACACACGCUCCCAGUUAGCUUCCAGAUGAAUAAAACAAAGCAUACUUUUGUUGUUGUUUUUGGGGGUUACCGCGAAUUGAGCCCAGGGCCUUGUGCUGGCCAGGCAGGCACUGCACCACUGAGUUACAUCCCCGGCCCAAGCACACUGUUUUUAAUGACAGACUUGCAUCUCAGAAUAGGUUACUGUAGGAGGAAUUAAAUUAUGUAGAGAAACACACCAUAAGCCUUGACACUUCGAGAGACAAAGUCAACAAUCAUGGAUCUCCCCGUGGUACUUCGAGAUCACACUCUGAAACCAGAGGAGGUCCUCUUAAGGCUGGCACGAAAGCCCAGCAGUGGACCAUUUUUCCUCCAAAGAGCAUUCUGUUUCAGCCUAAGACUAAACUGAAAGACCCGCACAGUUACAUUAAACAAUCUACAGUAACAGUCAAAAUAACACAAACUUUUUUCUGCAAUAUGAAGGGAAAGUAAUCUUCAGGACCAUCUGCCCCAAAAGUUGUAGGAGGCCGAUGUAGAUUGGCUGGGAGGCCAAUCUUUAAAUCAGGUUCUAACAGAAGAAAGCAUCCUGAAGCCUGUGCGUCAGCUCCAGUAAUCUGCCCGUCUAUUUCCUCAGGGUUACAUACAACCUUCCUCGUACCGUGGUCUAAACACAGUAUUCCAGGCAGCUAACCUCUGUGAGAUUUCAGCUCCACUUUCCCCAGCUGGCUGACAUAGACAUCUAUGGCACCCUGAUGAGUUGAGGCUUUCAGACACCCUGCGGAUGAAUCUGGGAGGAAGAAAACAACAGAAGUAUAAUUAUUUUUACUUAGGUAAGUAGGAUUAUAAACUUGAAAUAAAAGGUUUGGCUUUGACAUUGGAAUACAAAGCUAAGAAUCUUGCAAGGAUUCCUAUUCUCCUUGUAACAAUGCCAUCAUUUUCAUUAAAAUGUUAACUGUCAGAAACGUAGAUAUCUACAUCAAGGUGCCUAUAAGAACAUCCUUAUCUAGGAAGUCUGAAAAACUUAUCUUGAAACUAACUUGGAAACCUGGUCAGUAGGAGGAUGGUAUGCAAGCAAUGGGCCUUUGCCAACCAAGACAGCUGGGCAUCACCGAUAUGUUCUGUUUACUGUCAGAUGGGUAAGAUGCCACCACUUAAGGGCUGCAUUUCCCAGGGUGACGGAAAGGUACGAAGCGAAGAACCCUCGGAAGAGUGGAGCCUGUUUUUAUCAGUCAUUUUUUUCCAAGUUUCUCGAAGGGGAUAGAUGGGCAUCUUUACAUCAGGCUGAGGAAUAAGGCAGUCUGCUAACUAGGGCAGUCCUGAUCUAACACUCGAAUUUCCCCCCGUUGUGAAGGGACCCACUUUCCAAUCAUCUAACACUUUACCCCAAGGGAACGUGGACAGAAUCAGUGAUCGGCAAGAGGACACCAGGGAGUCAGUGCCAGUGGCUUCUCUUCCUUUCCUCUUCUCCCAUGGCAACUGAAUCUCCCGUUUAAUAUUUUAUUCUAUCCUGAAGUGGCCAGAGUAUGUUCUUUUUAGAAAAACCCAUGUGCAGGAUUUUUGGAGGGCCGUGCACACACUAGGCCAUCGCUGCACCACUGAGGCUCAACUCGGCUCUCCAAGUGCAUUUUAUCAGGGGCCUGUGAUGUCACAGGAGAGGCAAAGGAAGCAGUGCGGUGCAAGUCACACAAAGGUGACGGCCUCUACAGAGUGGAGAAAUAAGACCUUUGUCUACCUUCAAAGGGCCAACGUUUUUAUUUAGAAACAUUUAAGGGACUCCAAACAAAGAUAGCGACUUUAGAAUAAACUGUUCAAAAUCUAGCACCAGGGACAUGUACAGUGAUGUAUUUCCUAUGUAUACCCAAAAGGUCCCAGUGCACAUAGUUUUCAGGGCCAAAAGUAAAGCCUGUGUUGGGAAGGAAGCUGCUGGAGAUGUGACAUAGGUGGGAUCUGGACCAAGUCGGUAUUCCGCUGCUGAGGUGCCAACAGGAACUACUUUUAGAAUCUCUCACGGCACCUGAAAGGAAGCUGGUGAACGAGCACACGAUCCAGUGAACAGCAGCAGCAGUGAAGUGGCGUGUAAAGUGUGUAUUAUCCCAGCUGGGGCAAAGUAAAAUAUAGGAAACGUUAGUUUGGUUUCUCUUGUUUUCUCAGGGGGAGGGGGAAGGUAAUAAGAUUUUUAUGUGACUCAUAAAUCCUCUCACCUCCCUCCCUUCUGGGAAAUAAACAUCAGCUAAAUAAUUACAUCUGAGCCUCAAAGUAAUUAUAUUUUAUAUUUAAUUUAUAUUUUUGUCAGUCUUGAGCUCUGAUAAUGGCUGGAGGCUGUUAAAAAAUUAAAAUUCAAGAUAUGUUUGGGAAACAGAAACCAGAAGUGAUAUUUAAAGGCUAUGCAGCAAAAUGAACCCUAAUUUUUCUUAUUUUCUGAAAUACAAACGAUUGGGACCCAAAUUAGUUUUUGAAGGUAAAAUUAAGGCAUCCUGCACAGAUUUUCAUUUUUUGGAGAUUCACAGAGUAGAGAAAUUCUAUAGAUCUUGAAAAACAGCCUUAGGAGAAACAUGCAAGUAAAGAGCAGUUUUAGUCCAAACGUUGGCAGGAACGAGAAGAUUCCGGGGCAGAAUUAUCUAUAAUGACAAUUCGGGGCAAAGAUCUUGUUCGUCUGACAGAAACUACUGAGUUUUCCAGGAAAAUUACAUAUGCAAAAGGAAAAUACUGAUGUCAGUCACAGUCACAUACAAAAAAACAAAAACAAAAACAAAGAACACCCAGACCUGUGUAAUACACAUUGUUAACAGAAGAAAAAUAACAACGAUGCGUGGCUAAAGUUGCAAACUCUGCUAUUUUCCUUUAGAUGAAUAUAGAACCCCCCAAAUUCAAGCAUGUUCAGUUAAUUUUUAUAAUUUUGCCUUGUUUUAAAAUACAAUGGGCAACACAAAAUAUAUUUUUUGACUUCUGCAACCUAAUUAAUACAUUUUCAAAGGUAUGCUACUGGAAGAAUAACUGAUAGGCUUCAUGCAUGGUCAGGGGGUCUGCAAGGGCAGACUCUGGGUGUUGAGUGGUGCGCAUGUGCAGUGCAUCGUAACCGCGCUCGCGGUGCGGAGUGGCGCAUGCGCGUAACAGCUGUGUUCUCUCAUCCCUUUCCGGCCCCUCGCUCCACCUCUCGGUUCCCUGUCCUUUUCCGAAAGGUCUGUCUCCUUGUUCCUUAUUAUCUGUCUUUUAUUCUCAUACAACAGAAGCCAUGAAAUGGUUAAGCUUGUCUGUGUGAUUUAUUUCACUCAAAGUUAUGGUCUCCCGGGAGUCUAUUUUCCUACAAGUGACUCAAAUCCAUCCCCUAUAGCCGAACACUACUCCAUUGUAUAAAAACGACUGUUUAUAUAGAAAGGACUGUAGAUGCUUAAACCACUGUCAUAAGAAGCCAGCAAAUUUAGUGUGAGAAGUCCAAGAUAUAAGGUUUUUUUUUAAAUUUGUAUUUUCACAUGCUAUAAGCAAUUAGAAAAUGAAAGUUUUCAAAGUUCUAUUGGCGAUGUCAAAAACAUAAAUAAACUUAACAAAUCAUGUGCCAGACCUCUACACUGAAAGUUACAAAACAAUGUGGAGAGAACUUGCAGAAGACAUACAUGAAUGAGGGUUACACUAAUUUCAUGAGUGAGCGACUCUUGCUGGGGGUCAGUUCUCUCCAGACUGAUCUAGAGAUUCAGGGACUCAGUGCAAACCUAAAAAUAGUCUCACACAGAUUUUUUGGGUAGAAAAUCAUGGGCCUAAAAUGUUUAUUAGGCCAAUACAACAUACAAUACAAUACGCAAUAUCCAAAUCAAUACUAACAAAUUCGGAAGACUUUAACCACCUGAUUUAGAGACUUCCUAUGAUAAAGCUGCAGUAAUCGAGACUGUGGUUCAAGAAAUCGAUGAACAGAACAAGGCAUCUAUAAUAAAGGACACUUAUACAGUCAUUUGAUUUUAGAAAAAGACCCCGAGAAAGGAAGUUUCUCCAAAAAAUGGUGAUGUAAGAACUUGCUAUCCAUAUGGGGAAAAGUAAAUCUUGAUUUCUGACUUUUUCAAACACAAAAAUCAGAAAUGGAUCAAAGGUAAGAGCAAAAGUUUUAAAGCUGCUGGGAAAAAAAACAUGAAUAAAGGCAGAUGAAAGAUUUCAUAGGAUCUGUAAAAAUAAAGGGUAACUUAGGCUCCAUCAAAAUUAAAACCUUCUCAUCAGAAUACGCCACUCAGAAAACAAACAGCAGAGGAGAGCUUCAGUAGAUGCCUGUAUCUCAGCUACUCAGGAGGCUGAGGCAGGAGGGUUACAAUGUUAAGGCCAACGUGGGCAACUUAGUGAGACCUUAUUUCACAAAGAAAAUUAAAAUUAAAACAAGCACUAGGCAUAUAGCUCAGUGGUAAAGUGCCUCAGGGUUCAGUCACCAGAACCGGAGCGACAAGGAGAGAAGGCAGAAAGAAUACAGACCAAGGGCAAAUAUUAACAGACAGUAACUGACAAAGAACUUGCUUGCAUUUAGCAUCUAUAAAGAAUUCUUGCAACUCAAUAAAAAUAUAAAUAACUCAAAGAGGGAUGAAAGAUACAAAUGAAAACUUCACAAAGAAAGAUACACUAAUGACUAAUAAAUAGAUGCAAAAGUGCAGGCCGGCCAUCAUCAUACAUUAGGGAAACAUAAAUUAAUACCAGACAUAUACUAAUAUAUACACACAUCAGCAUGGGUAAAUCUUGAAAGACAAUAAUAAGUGUUGGCAAAUGUGCGGAGUGCCUAGAAUCCUCACACACUGGUGAGAAGAUUGUUAAAAGGGAAACUAGGGCAAGUUCUGUUGAUUUAUCAUUUCAUUAAAUAUACACCUCCUUCUCCAACCCGGCAAUUCCAUUCCAAAUAUUUACCCAUAUAUACAUAUCCAAAACAAAAGAUAAAAAGACAAGUAUCAGAAUGUUUAUAGCAGCUUUAUAUACCAUUGCCAAACAUUAUAAACACCCCAAAUGUCCACCAGGACACAAACAAAGCUUUCCAGUGGCCUGCUUUCAUUUCUGUAGCCUUCUUUCACAUUGCAAAAUAACAGGCUUUCCUUUUGAAGUGUGAACGAUACACGGGUCCCUUCCUAAUGCCCUGCUGGGCCUGGGACAGGGCUCCUACUCUCACCACGUCUACAAGGCCCAGGCUCCUGCCGCUGUCCCAGGAGCCUUCCUGCCACAGCUUGACAUGGAGGCCCUUUUCCAGGGCCCAGGCCACACCUGCUGUUGCCCUGUGCGGGAUCGUAUGCAGAAGCCGACGCCUCUGCCCCAUUCUGGCCUCCGUUCAGUGUCCCCUGCCCUGGCCCUUCCCAGCUGUCUACCUGCAGGCCCCAGGCAGCCUCUUCCCCUCUUCUGUGUGCCCUGCACUCAUCCAGGUCUGAGUUACCUGCUGAGAGUCACAAGUUACUGUCUUUCUUCCCUGGACUCAGAGAAGGCCAGGCGUCUGAGCACAGCCUCUGCCUUGCUGAACAAUGUAUUUCCUGGAACCUGAAAGAAUUUCUAACAGGCACUAAUAAAUUACGCUGGCUAAUCAGUUGCUUGCAUAUGCAGGUUUGUCUUCAAAUGUUAACAACUUGGGGACACAUAUGCAGUGCCACUAUUAACAUUUUUUUUUUCAAAAGCCUUAAUGUAGGUAUUGGAAAAAACUCAAGGAAUCUGUCACAUUUCUUAACAGUAGGUCAGCGUAUUUUGAGUGGCCAUACUCAGUUGAUCUACUGUAUUCAACUUGCAUGUCAGGGUCCUGUCAGCUUCAUCAGCUCCACUGUGGACUUAGAUAAAGCAGGACCGAGACAGCUGCUGGAGAAGUGGGCAUGAACUCUCUGCCUACCCUGUCUUCAAGAUUCCUACCUACCUUGUCUUCUAGUAGAUUUAGGGGUUCUGUUUUAAUAUUUAGACCUUUGAUCCAUUUUGACUUUAGUGCAUGGUGAUAACACGGGUCUAGUUUAAGUCUUUGGCAUGUGAGAAGCCAGUUUUUCCAGCACCAUUUAAUAAAGACGCUGUCUUUUUCUAGGGAAUCUUCAGACUGAUUUCCAGAGUGGAGUCUAUAGUCUACCAACAGUAAAGAAGGGCUCCUUUCUGCCCACAGCUCUGAUACCAUCUGCUAUUGAUUUCUUGAUGGUAGCCAUUCUUUCUGGAGAAGGAAUCUUAGUGUUUUUUUUUUUUUUAAUUGGUACCAGGGCUCAAACUCACAGCUACCUGCUUGCAAGGCAGGUGCUUAUGCCGCUAAGCUAAAUCCCCAGCUCCUCUUAGUGUUGUUUUAAUUUGCAUUUCUCAAAUGACCAAUGGCAAAUAUUUUAUCAUAUAUUUGUUUGCCAUUUGUAUUUCUUCAGCUGAGAAGUCCAUAUUCAUCGCAGAUGCCCAUUUUUGGAUUGAGAUCUUUGAAUUUUGGGGGCCUGACUUUUUUUUUUUAAGUUUUUUGUAUGUUCUAGAUAGAAGUCCUUUGUCUGAGGAACAGUUGGCUAAGACUUUUGUCCCAGGUAUGGGUUGGCUUUUCACACUGUUUUUUUUUUUACAUACAGAACCUUUUUAGUAAGAUGAGAUCCCAAUUGUUGAUUCUUUGAAGUAGUGGUGGGAAUGUAGACUGGUUAACCUUUGGAAAUCAGUGUAGAGAGUCUUCAAAAAGCUAGGAUUAGAGCCUCCCAUGCAUGUGCAGCCUUACGCCUUGGGAGCCCAUGGCCAGGAUAUGCUGGGUCCUCGGGGCACUGCUCAGGGCUGCGCUGCAAGCCACCGCCCUGGAAGACCUCUGGCCACUUCAGGAGCGUGAACUGACCCCACCCGCAGUAGGAGAGGAAGUGGAUGAUGUGUACGUCAUUUGAUGGUCAAGGCCUGCCCUGGUCAUGUACCGCAGCUGAACCUAAUUUUUUUCUCACACUGCAGGAUCCGCAGCAGUGAGUUUGGGGUCCUUUGCUCUUGAAUGGGGACGGGAACUGCAGGGGCAAUGCCUCAGCUGAGAGGGGGUUGGAGCAGGGCACAGCAGGUCCAGGAGAAGCACCGCGUGCACAAGGGCCAGCACUGCGCACACAUGGGCCCGCACAUCACCGAGGUCUAGGAGGUAAACAUCCACGAUGUGGAUGCCUCCAUGAAGGGCUUGCAGGUUAGAGCCUCCCGUCCAGCCAAACACAGUGCAGUGCGGCUCAGGGGUUUCCUUAGCGCUGCGACCAGGACAUGAAAGGCCUCUCUGCAGGACCUAAUACAGCAGACAUCUGCAGGGGAGGAAGACGACAGGGAAGCCUGUGUGUGGUUCAGGGAGCCGGGGAUGGCCAGCCAAGCCCUGCUGAAACCAGGCAGGAAACUGGAAACCGGUCCACAGAGAUGUGUCCAUAAAGAAGAAAUGGAGCUGGAACACAGGCUGGCUGUCGCAAGGGAAAGACAAUGGCGUCUCCACCUCUUGCCAAAUGCGACCAAGCCAGAUGUGGUUUCUGGAGAACACAAGGCAAAUGAGGAUGCUGGCCCAUGACAGCUUUUGAGGAGGAAAUAGAACAGCUGAAGGAGGCACCAAGAAGCUUCCAGGGGCUGCUGAUUCUGGGCCUGCACCUUCUCCGUAUGUGGAGCAUGCGAGGGGGCCGCCUUCUCAUGUUGAUGCCCAAGACCUCACCCUUGGCUGCAGGGUCACCGCUGAGCAGUGCGAGGGCCAGGGCCUGGCCACACACCCCACAGCUGAGAGGAUCCUGUAGCCGCAGUGCUCAAGCACUGGCCUCCCUUGCACUGUAGGACCCUGAACUGUCCCUGAACUCACGUCCAAAGAAAAAUAAGGCUUCGGGGUUCCAGAUAAUAAAGGGGAAGGCACAGGCCUGCCUGUGCACAUGGUUCUUGGCCAUGUGAUAUCAAGGUCCAGUUUACUGGCAGCGGCUGCUGGAGAAAAGGUUUUGAUGUUUUUGUUAAUUGCAUCUAAAAUAAAUUUGUAGUGGCUUGGCUAGAAAGAGAAGGAUGCAGUUUGUGAUUACGAAAUAAACUAUAAUUUUUAAGCUGCCCAAGAUCUAGUUUAAAAAAAUCUGGACUUUAUUUUAUGUAAUUAUAAACAGUUUGUUUUUACAGAGGAUAUGUAGUAUUUGUUAAAAUCUUCCAUUUAAAAAACAGUUUUCUCAAGGUUUUGGUUUUCUGCCUAUGAAUGAAGAGCUCUAAUAUAAAACCUCUCAAGGGGUUAAAAUAAUAAUACAUUUUAAUCAAUUGCCAAAGCAGGAAAUGAUUUUGGACUUUUAAACCAGCAUGGUUUGGGAAAACAGUUUUACUUUUAGCUGUAUUUGGUUACUUAGAUGGGGGUAGAAAUUUAAAAUCACAAAGGUGAGUGCGAGACGGUUUGGCAGUCUUAUGUUUUUAGUAGUGUUUUCUCUUUGCAAAGCCUUCAUCAGGGAGGGGAAGUCUGCUCUCAACUGGAAGGUUGUCUGGCCCCUACCUGAUUCUGGUUUUGGGUAAACCUUAAGCUGUUUGUUAGCAUCAGAACUGUAAAGGGGCGCCGGGGGUCAAAACAGCCUAGACUGGGAAGAACGUUAAUGGCUUCCUGAAGUGAGACCUGAUGGGGGCGGGGUGAGCUGCAGGUUCUCAUGUGCCUCUGCAGUGUGCUGGCACAGCCCAGACUGUAGAACAAGCAGGGUCCUCACUUAGGUACAACAGCAGUUACUGCAUCAGUGUGAGGCCCGGCGAGCUGAGCUUCAUACACUGUGGCGUUCCCUUCUGCUUUCAUUUUAAACAGCUCACUAUUUCAGUACCAGACAAGACGGCUGGCUUCCAAAUGCAGUCAAUAAUAAACUAACUGUGUGCAAAAACAAAAACUAGGAUUGGAGGUCCCAUUCAACCCAGCUAUUCCCCUUCUGGGUAUUUUCCCAAAAGAAUUGAAAACAUCACACCACAGUGAUAUAUGUGCACCCAUGUUUAUAGCAACACAGUUUGUAAUAGCUAAAUCUUGGAAACAACCCAAAUGCCCAUCAAAUGAUGAAUGGAUAAAAAAGAUGUGGUAUUUUAUACAAUGGAGUAGUACUCAACUAUAAAGAAAGAUAAAUUUGAGGCUUUUUUAGAUAAAUGGAUGCACCUAGAAACCCAUCUCUCAAGUGAAAUAAAUCACAUUCAUGUGUAAACAUCAUAUUAUCUCCCUUGUAUAGGAAACUGAAAGAGUAAAUAAGAUUCAAAAGGUACAAUAGAUAUUGUGAAAGGGGAAGAAACUGCUCAAAAGAACAACUGGGAUGGGGAAGAAGAGAAAAGAAAGAAGGAAGAAAAAAAUAUAUAUAUAUACAAGAAAUCUAAGUGAGUGUACUACUAAUUGUAUUAGUUCAUGGAAAGAAACUGUAAGUGCCUAUAUUAUAAUGUGCGAAAGUGUUUCAAAAAUGAUAAUAUGCAAUAUAGUGACCACUGUUAAUUUCCUAUCAUCCUGUUUUUAAAUUUUAUACAAUUUUUUGUUUUCUUUUAAUCUCUAACAUUUUUUUUUAUAAUUGAAAUAAUCUUUAAAACAAAAGAAGUGGGCAAACUUUAUCCACUAACAUCAUACAUACCUACUGUGAUGUUACCCGUCUUACUUUGUAAUAUUAUAUCACCUGCAAAAGAAAGAUAAUUUUAUACAUUAGGGAUCACGAGAAAUAAACUGUUGCACAGAAUUCUAAAA
Molecule: messenger RNA, 28461 nt
Organism: Cavia porcellus (domestic guinea pig)
Lineage: Eukaryota; Metazoa; Chordata; Mammalia; Rodentia; Caviidae
Gene: Fbxl13
Product: F-box and leucine rich repeat protein 13
Exons: 21
Coding region: 190-2679 (829 amino acids)
Biological process (GO): SCF-dependent proteasomal ubiquitin-dependent protein catabolic process
Cellular component (GO): SCF ubiquitin ligase complex
Molecular function (GO): protein binding
Source: RefSeq, a predicted model, not a curated record